This is a messenger RNA of Trichoderma virens Gv29-8, 1587 nucleotides long. RefSeq lists its product as uncharacterized. Bases 1 to 1587 code for a protein of 528 amino acids. Gene Ontology annotation, molecular function: arylsulfatase activity. NCBI's taxonomy places the organism in Eukaryota, Fungi, Ascomycota, Sordariomycetes, Hypocreales, Hypocreaceae. The transcript has 2 exons. The record is from RefSeq and is a predicted model, not a curated record.
AUGGCUGCAAGCAAGCGACCCAACUUCCUUCUCAUCGUCGCCGAUGACCUUGGUUUCUCUGAUGUUGGAGCCUUCGGCGGCGAGAUUCAGACACCACAUCUCGAUGCUCUGGCUUAUUCACCCUCGGGAGUGCGCAUGACCAACUUUCAUACGGCUUCCAUGUGUUCACCUACCCGAUCUAUGCUGCUGUCCGGUACCGGCAAUCACAUUGUUGGUCUCGGCCAGAUGGAGUAUUGGGGUCGUGGGCGAGACCCGCCAGUUCCAUGGUCUGAACGACCUGGAUAUGAGGGCUACCUGAAUUUCCGCGUGGCUGCUCUACCAGAGAUUCUCCAGGACGCGGGAUAUUAUACUUGCAUGAGUUUUGAUCGCUCAUUUGCACUAUUACCGGGAGGUUCAAGUCAUUAUGCAUAUGAACCGAAAUAUCCCGACGGCACACCUGUUUUUGCGCACUGGGCCAGUCUGUAUUAUGAAAAUGAUCAAAGAGUUGAAACGAAAGACUUUCCCAAAGACUUUUAUUCCUCAGACCACUUCUCAAAGAGGCUCAUAGACUUUUUGAGUGAAAGAGAAACCAACGCUGCAGUCAAGGAGAAGCCAUUUUUCGCAUUUCUGCCAUUUACGGCCCCGCAUUGGCCCCUGCAAGCACCAGAGUCAAACAUCAAAAAGUACAAGGGAAAAUAUGACGAUGGCCCAGAUGCCCUGCGAGAGAGAAGACUGAAACGGCAAAUUGAACUUGGCCUCUUACCCAAGAAUGUAGAGGCACAUCCGGUCACCUCCUCAACAAAAGACUGGGAUGAAAUGUCAGUGGAAGAGAAAGCGUGGUCAGCGAAAACAAUGGAAGUAUUCGCAGGCAUGGUCGACAGAAUGGAUGAGAAUAUCGGCAAAGUUAUCAACAAAAUCAAGGAAAUUGGUGAGUGGGACGACACUUUUGUCAUUUUCAUGUCCGACAAUGGCGCCGAAGGAGCAAUUGUUGAGGCAAUUCCCAUGACGGGAGAUGUGAUUAAAAAGUCGAUUAACAAACACUACAACAACGACUAUGAGAAUCUUGGUAACCGUGAUUCAUUUAUUUGGUAUGGCCCUCAAUGGGCGCAAGCUUCAACAGCACCUAGUAGGAUGCACAAAGGGUAUGUCACAGAGGGUGGCAUCCGCUGUCCGGCCAUUAUCCAUUACCCACGAUUUCCCCAAAAGCCCAAUGGGUACAUCACCGAUUCGUUCGCCACUGUUAUGGAUAUUUUGCCAACCAUAUUGGACCUUGCGGGGAUUCCGUUACCUGGACCAAACUUCCGGGGGCGUCACGUUGUUCCGGUAAAAGGCAAAUCUUGGAUUCCACAUUUGCUGAGAGAAUCUCCCCGAAUUCAUGACGAAGAUCACGUAACUGGUUGGGAACUCUUCUUUCAUCAAGCUAUCCGCAAGGGAAAAUGGAAGGCCGUAUUCAUUCCAAAACCGAAAGGCCCAGAGAAAUGGCAAUUGUACAACAUGGACAAAGAUAUAGGCGAAAUUCACGACCUAGCGGAGGAAGAACCAGAAAUUUUGGAUGAGCUGAUCAAGUAUUGGUUGGCGUAUGUGGCUGAGUUUGGAGUAUUUUUGUAA